Colletotrichum destructivum is the source of this 841-nucleotide messenger RNA. RefSeq names its product Putative cytochrome P450. Lineage: Eukaryota; Fungi; Ascomycota; Sordariomycetes; Glomerellales; Glomerellaceae. The transcript has 3 exons. The record is from RefSeq and is a predicted model, not a curated record. Gene Ontology annotation, molecular function: heme binding; oxidoreductase activity, acting on paired donors, with incorporation or reduction of molecular oxygen; monooxygenase activity. Bases 1 to 828 code for a protein of 275 amino acids.
AUGUUACUCGGCUUCAAUCUUGGGCUUCAACCCUCCCUCAUGGCGCUCCUUCCGGGCAUAGUAGCCUUGCUCAUCAUCCGUCGCAUCGCCACGAUGGUGUACAGACUCUGGUUCCAUCCACUAUCAAAAUUCCCUGGCCCAUCAUCCUUGGCCAUCUCGAACUUACCGUUUCGCUACCACUCUCACAUUCAAGGUCUCUUCUUCAAGACAGUUGCACAACUACACAUUCAGUACGGACCCAUUGUGCGUAUAUCGCCCGACUCUUUGUCUAUCGAUGGACAGUAUGCCUGGGAAAGCAUUUACGUCCACAAGUCCUCUGGCGCGCCUGAAUGGCCCAAAGUCCCCGGCCACUUCUUCCCUGGUGAUCACAAUGUCCUCAUCAACGCCCCGCGCGAGACUCAUCGACGCCAACGGCGAGCUAUCGCGCCAGCUUUCAGCACUGUAGCCCUCAAUGAUAUGGAACCAGAUAUUGUCCGGCAUGUCCAUACGUUGCUGCGUGCGUUGGCGUCGACGGGGUCAGGGGAGUGCGUAGACAUUAUGAGAUGGUUCUACCUCCUCACCAUGGAUAUCGUCAGUGAUCUUAUUUUCUCCAACUCUUUCAAUAGCCUAGAGAACAGCACUCAGCAGAAGUUCAUCAUGGGCUUCUUCGAUUCCACCCAGGGGUUACAGAUAGGAAGUUUCCUCUUGGCCUUCCCUCUUCUGAUUCCACUGUUACCUCUUGCCUACAUGGCGGAUAUUGGUGGGCUCAAAACAAGUCGCAAGUAUGGGCUCUUUAUCGAAGCCAAAGCUAAAGCGCGAAUGGCUCUAGGUGCAGGCAGGGUCCCGUAGCGACUUCAUCACG